Molecule: messenger RNA, 4075 nt
Organism: Archocentrus centrarchus (flier cichlid)
Lineage: Eukaryota; Metazoa; Chordata; Actinopteri; Cichliformes; Cichlidae
Gene: dnmt3bb.1
Product: DNA (cytosine-5-)-methyltransferase 3 beta, duplicate b.1
Exons: 22
Coding region: 183-2642 (819 amino acids)
Biological process (GO): negative regulation of transcription by RNA polymerase II
Cellular component (GO): nucleus
Molecular function (GO): DNA (cytosine-5-)-methyltransferase activity, acting on CpG substrates; DNA binding
Source: RefSeq, a predicted model, not a curated record
GCUUCCACACAGUGAACACCUCCUGCUGCCUGAGGAUUAGACGCACGGACUCCUGAUCUGCGCUCAACUUUGGUGUCUGCUUUUAAAAACCUGCUUUAAACCCAGUUUCCACCUUUAGACUCUGCAGCAAACGCCUUCCUUCACAUUUCCCGCUGUGGAAGAGUGCAAGAAGCGUGCAUGUUAUGUUUGAGAAGGAGUCAGGACAGACACUGGACCAGUCGAGCGCCACCGCGAUGCCUUCCAACAAAUACUCUACUGCAAUCAUGGAGGAGAGCAACAACAUGACGGCCACAGCGGCGGUGAACGGAGACAAGCCUCCAGCUGAGGGCCUGUCAGAGAAUGACAGCGGCGUGGAACUGACCAAUGAGAACAGCCCUCUGACUGCGGCCGAACCGCCUUCGCCCUUCAGCCCCAAACAGACCGGAGGCGCCGCCUCACCUCAAGACGGUAACCAGUGUUCGAGGGGAAACAGGAAGAGGAGCAGGAAGAGAGGCGAGGAUGAGGAAAGUACCUGGGACUCGGAUAAGCCUUCAGGGGCGUCUCAGUUGGGCCUGAGACAGAGACCUCGACCCAGGACCAUCUUCCAGGCCGGUCUGAGGCCACACGUGCACGGCAAACCCCGGCGACAGAACCGCAAGCAGGAGCAGAGCACGUCACCGUGUGCCGGCAAUCCUCGGGCAGCUGCGGUUGGGUCCGGUGGGGUCCCGGAGACUCCUCGUCUGGAGCUCAUGGAACAAGACUCCAAAGACUCGGCCCAGAGCACCAGCACCUCAUCCAGCUCUGAAGCACCGCAGGAGUACAAUGACAACAAGGGUUUUGGAAUCGGCGAGCUGGUUUGGGGGAAGAUUAAAGGCUUCUCGUGGUGGCCGGGCAUCGUGGUGACGUGGCGAGCCACCGGCAAACGGCAGGCCAGCCACGGCAUGAGGUGGCUGCAGUGGUUUGGAGACGGCAAGUUCUCUGAGGUCUCAGCAGACAAGCUGGACUCCCUCACCGCCUUCCCCAAGUUCUUCAGCCAGGCUUCGUACACCAAGCUGGCCUCGUACCGCAGGGCGGUCUUCCAGGCGCUGGAGAUGGCGAGCAUCCGGGCAGAGAAGGUGUUUACUCCCUGCAAGUCGAGCAGUCCAGAGGACCAGGUCAAACCCAUGCUGGACUGGGCCAAUGGGGGCUUUCUGCCCAAAGGAGAGGAAGGGCUGAAACCCACACACAGCGCCAACAGUAACCCUCUGGACCACCAGGUCUUCGAUGUGUCCAUGUCCGAGUAUUUCCCCAGUGCAAAGCGGCCCAAACUCAGUCUCUGCAAGAGCAAGUCUGCCCCCGAGGAGCUGUGCAGCAGAGAACAAAUGGUGAAUGAAGUCCUGAAGAAUAAAAGAAGUAUUGAAGACUUUUGUCUCUCUUGUGGAAAGACGAGUGCAACCUUCCACCCGCUGUUUGAAGGAGGCUUGUGCCUGACAUGCAAGGACGUGUACCUGGAGAUGUCCUACAUGUACGAUGAUGACGGUUACCAGUCUUACUGCACCGUUUGCUGCGGUGGGCGAGAGGUUCUGCUCUGCGGGAACGUGAACUGCUGCAGGUGUUUCUGCGUGGACUGUCUGGACAUCCUGGUUGACCCGGGGGCGUCCAACAACGCUCGCUAUCUGGACCCGUGGCGAUGCUACAUGUGCCAGCCGCUGCAGCAGUACGGCGUCCUCAAACGACGGCACGACUGGAGCCUCAAGCUGCAGGAGUUCUUCGCCAACGAUAACGGACAGGAGUUUGAGAAACCAAAGAUUUACGCAGCGGUCCCUGCAGAGCAGAGACGACCGAUCAGAGUCCUCUCCCUGUUUGACGGCAUUGCCACCGGCUACCUGGUUCUGAGAGAUCUGGGUUUUAAGGUGGGCCAGUACGUGGCAUCAGAGGUGUGUGAGGACUCCAUCUCAGUGGGGGUCGUCAGACAUGAAGGAAAGAUCAAGUACGUCCACGAUGUGAGGAACAUCACCAAGAAAAAUAUUCAGGAGUGGGGUCCGUUUGACCUGGUGAUCGGAGGAAGUCCCUGCAACGACCUCUCCAUCGUUAACCCUGCUAGGAAGGGCCUGUACGAAGGUACAGGGCGGUUGUUCUUCGAGUUUUAUCGCCUGCUGAGUGAAGCCAAACCCAAAGAGGGCGAGGACCGGCCAUUUUUCUGGAUGUUUGAGAACGUGGUCGCCAUGGCCGUUAAUGACAAGAGGGACAUCUCACGGUUCCUGGAGUGUAACCCUGUGAUGAUCGAUGCUAUCGAGGUCUCUGCUGCUCACCGUGCUCGAUACUUCUGGGGGAACCUGCCGGGUAUGAACAGGCCUCUGUGUGCCUCAGGGAUGGACAAGCUGCAGCUGCAGGACUGCCUGGACCACGGCAGAGUGGCAAAGUUUGGAAAGGUGCGCACCAUCACUACUCGCUCCAACUCCAUCAAACAGGGGAAAGACCAGCACUUCCCUGUGCUGAUGAACGGGAAGGAGGACAUACUGUGGUGCACGGAGCUGGAGAGGAUCUUCGGUUUCCCCGUCCACUACACAGAUGUGUCCAACAUGGGCCGCGGUGCCCGGCAGAAACUCCUGGGCCGGUCCUGGAGCGUCCCCGUCAUCAGGCAUCUGUUCGCUCCGCUCAAAGACUACUUCGCCUGUGAAUAAAGAGAAAGCCGCCAUCACCAGCAAACACACACACCAGCUUUUUUUUUUACCGAGAACCGUCAGCUGCAGCCGUUAUCUCCGCUCGGCCGGCCACUUCAGAAGGCAAGUGGCUGGUUUGACUAAACAUCAGCGCGGCGGGAACGUUUAUAGAAGCUGCCUGGAUUCUGCCUUAGGUCCACAUAACACACACUAACACUGAUUCACAGCUUAGGGGAGCGUGCUGCUGCCCUGGAACCAGAGGGGGCGGAGUCAAGUCAGGUGAGCAACAGUGAGGUCAUGGAUAAUGGAGGCCAGUAGGGCGAUUUGCCCUUCCUCUGGGGGUUUAAAGGGAAAAAUGACACCCACUCCUUUGCUUUAUUAACAUUAGGACUGUAGUGUGACUUUAAUAGGAUUUAACUUUGUUUAAAAUGCCUCAGAAGGCAUCGUUUGUAAGAUAACACCUAGAGGUUUUAGAAGCUGGAGACCGGCGUGGUACCGAUGGUACAACCGAACUAUUACUCUCAAAUAAAAACACUUUCAGACUCACGGGAACCAAAGUUGAAGCGGAUGUCCUGCUCCACCUUUUUAGCCGCCAGCUUUGGUCUGUUUUCCAGAAAUCAUACUGAGCUUUUUUUGGUCCACAUUUUUCCGUAAAACUGCUGCCGGGUUGUUUUUUUUUUUUUUUUUAAAGGACCAAACUGGGAACCCGUCUCCUGGGAAAACCAUUGAUCAGUAUAAGCUACUGGACCUGAAGCUAACCUGGAGACGUGACACAGGAUUUAGCUUUAUAUUUAGAGAACUUUAUAUUGAUAGAUUUGUUGUUUUUACAGAAAUGUACUUUUUAUAUAUUAUAUUAGCACACUAGCUUGAAGUGCCCAUAUUGUGCUUUUUAGUUUGUCCUUCAGUCUGUUCGAGGUUAAAGGUUUGCAAAGUCCAAACCAAAGAGAACCGCCCGAAACGCCUCGUUUGUGCUCCCGACGCUCUCCCAGGGCCUCUCCGCUCGGAUAAAGAGUGAGCCGCUGCCUCACCGGGCUGAUGAUCCGUUUGCUCUCCAUGCAGUGACGUCGUCUGACCUCAUCGCCCGCCUCACCACUGAGCCCAAACCCCGUUCAUCCUGGAGGAGCCCCAGCCCCCCGUGACCCAGGAAGCCCACAGCGGGGGGCUUUGUUAGUGCUGGGGACGUACGUAGGAGCAGACGGGGUGUUUCACAGUCGGGCUGAAGAACACGAGCGUUUUAGAGGCGGGACAGGAGCGCAGUAUGAGGCGUGAUAUGGGCGCUUAGAGAGGAGAGCAUCACCUGCCUCAGUGCUUCAAAUACUUGAAACGAGCCGAUGCAAGAAGAAAAAACAAAGUGGAGAGUGGGUUUUUUCUCUUUGUCAUCGUUUCCAGACAGCUGAUGAACACUUACGAUGUUUUUGCUACUGUAGAUGUUUAGAUGUUACCUUUAGAAAUGU